Messenger RNA from Amaranthus tricolor (Joseph's coat), 981 nucleotides. Its product is annotated as probable WRKY transcription factor 53. Bases 1 to 981 code for a protein of 326 amino acids. Gene Ontology annotation, molecular function: DNA-binding transcription factor activity; transcription cis-regulatory region binding. NCBI's taxonomy places the organism in Eukaryota, Viridiplantae, Streptophyta, Magnoliopsida, Caryophyllales, Amaranthaceae. Gene Ontology annotation, cellular component: nucleus. The record is from RefSeq and is a predicted model, not a curated record. Gene Ontology annotation, biological process: regulation of DNA-templated transcription. The transcript has 4 exons.
AUGGAAAAGAGUUUAAUUGAUGAACUUGUUGAAGGGAGAGAUCUUGCUUGGGAACUUCAAUUGAAUCUUAGUAAUGAGCCAAAAUCUUCCACAAAUGAAGCAUAUGUGUUGAUGGUUCAAAGUAUAUUGGCCAAAUUUGAGAGGUCACUACAGAUCUUGCAAAAUGAUCCAAAAUUAGUAUCAACUCAAGUUCAAAAGCCAAUAAUGGGAAAAGUCGAAUCUCCGAAUUUGUUUAAUGGAAGUCCUAAAAGUCAAGAUUCAGACGGAGAUUUCAAAGUAAACAGUAAAAAUGACUCCAGAAAAAGAAGGAAUUCACCUCGUGUGACGCAAAGAGUAGAAGGUUGUUCGAGCAGCGGGCUUGAAGGACCAAUUGAAGAUGGUUUUAAUUGGAGAAAAUAUGGACAAAAGGAAAUUCUUGGAGCCAAAUUUACAAGGGCUUAUUAUAGGUGCACAUACAAACAAAUCCAGGGUUGUCCAGCCAGAAAACAAGUGCAAAGAUGUGAAGAUGACCCUAGUUUUUUUCAAGUGUCCUACCGUGGAGAGCACACUUGUUCUCAUACUUCUUCCUCUUCUUCUUCAUCCUUCCCUAACAACCCUAAUAAUACAAGCAAACUUGAAAAUUUUGAAACCCUAUCAUUUAAUCCUCCUAAUUCUUCACAUUAUCCCCAUCAACAAACCCAAAAUAUUUUUUGGGAUUUCAAAAGAGAUAAUGUCAUAAAUCACCAUAAUUCUUCUUCCUUUGCCGUUUCCCCUAAUAACCCAUUAGUUAAUACUAAUUUUGCUCCUAAUGAAAUGGUGUAUUAUGAUGAUGCACAAGGUGGUAUGGUACAACCGGCUACUGCAGUUACCGACUUAUCUCCAAGUAUAACAUCCGAGCUAUUGUUAGAUUUUCAAGCUGAAAUUGAAAAUGAUUUCAAUAGAGAUGCGAUGGGAUGGGAUGAGAUGGGAUCUUAUUACUUAGGUUUAGGAAGAAAAUGGUGA